Molecule: messenger RNA, 2247 nt
Organism: Fusarium poae
Lineage: Eukaryota; Fungi; Ascomycota; Sordariomycetes; Hypocreales; Nectriaceae
Exons: 1
Coding region: 1-2247 (748 amino acids)
Source: RefSeq, a predicted model, not a curated record
AUGCAUUAUAGUUUUGUUCUUGUGGCUGCCCUUGCUGGGCAUGUCGCUGCCAUCCCUUGCCCACCCAAGUGGAUGGUUGACAGUCGCUCCUCAUGGAUCUCGGCUACUACCAGAUUGGACAAGGUUCGCGCUGCUAUGCCUACCUUGUAUCCUGGAGGAUCACCAGCUCCUCCUAAUGCUGCCGCUGCCGCUGCCCAAGCCACUACUACUACCGCUGGCACUGGAAACAAGUCUGCUGCGACCCCGUCAGCCACUAUUGGAAGUGACGAGGUAUCGUCGUCCGAGGCACCAGGUUUUUCUGCGACUUCAGCACCUCCUUCCGUUGCUUCUGGAGAUAGCACUGCUGAUUCCAGUACUCCGUCGACUGGGGAUGUGUCGGUGACGAGGACUACCACAACUAUCACCAUAACUCCCACAGCUCUUGAUACUGCUUCAGUCUCUGAUUCUGAUUCUGCCUCAGUCUCUGACUCUGCCUCAGCUUCUGAUACUGGUUCAGCUUCUGACACUACUUCAACCCCUGAUACUACAGCGGUCUCUGACGCUGCCUCGGUCUCUGAUACUACCUCAGCUUCUGAUACUACUUCAACUUCCGCCACUACUUCAACCUCCGAUACUACAGCGGCCUCUGGCGUUGCCUCGGUCUCUGACACUACUUCAACCUCUGACACUGCCUCAGUCUCUGAUGUUGCCUCAGUCUCUGGCACCACUUCAGCUUCUGAUACUACUUCAACGUCUGAUCCUGCUUCAGUCUCUGAUGCUACUUUAACAUCUGAUACUACUUCAGCCUCUGAUACUGCAUCGGCCUUUGGUGUUGCCUCAGUCUCUGAUACUGAGUCAACCUCCAAUACUGCUUCAAUCUCUAAUACUGCUUCGGGCUCUAAUGCUGCUUCAGUCUUUAACACUGCUUUGGGCUCUAAGGCUGCUUUGGUCUCCAAGGCUGCCUUAAGCUCCAAGACUGCUUUGGGCUUUGUUAAAGAUUCAGAUUUCCAUGCUACAUCAAUGGCAGCUACUUCUGCCGACAAAGAUACGGAAGAGGAUUCGGACCUGGACCGCCGGGACAAAAACACCGAUAACCCCGAAAAACAGACCGAUAAGGACGAAACUCUGGAAACAAGAACUCAACAAGCAAUUGUUAAGCUCGAGGAGGCGUACGAACUACAGGAGCUGUUCAAUAUCGCUAUACUCAAGUGGGGAGAAGCUCAAAGGGAACAAGAAAGGCUGAGAAAGGAUUUACGAAAGGCCGAGGUGGAAAUUGAACGCAGAGUAAAGGCUGCUGUUGAGUUUGCAAAGGAGGUCCAGGAAGACACCGAGGCGCUUCAAGACGAGGAUGAAGAAGAAAAUACAGAAAGCGAGAAGAAAACGAAGGAGAAAACGAACAAAGUUAACAAACGCGAUGAGGAUGAUGGCCGAGGAUGCGGAAAGAAGGUUAAAAGACGCGACAAGAAGAAUGGUUGCGGAUGCGGAAAGAAGAAUGGGAAACGCCAGGAACAGAUUGAUCCAGGUCUCGAGCAUGAGAAGCAGGAAGACAAGCUCUACGCUGGCAUCGGAAAGCAACUGGAAUCCGGUAACCAGAAGAGCGACCAGGAUGACAGACCCAUCUACUUGAUCACCGAGAAAUUCAAGGUUUACAAGUGUGUGAAACCCAACGGAUGCAAACUAUACGAUAUCCGCAAGAUUGGUGAUGGCAAAGGCAAAUGUCAACUGGGCACGACGAGGUACAAGGACAAGCUGCCUGAAGCGAAGAAGUAUUACAAGAUGGACUACAAGAAAGAGGUCAAUGACAGAAUCAAGGAUAUCCAGGAUAUAAUGGAGAAUGCCAGAGCAGAGGAGCGAACAGCAAUACCGAUCUUUGAGAAAAAGAGGCCCGAAAGGGAGAAGAAGGUAAAGGUCGAGAAGGAAGACAAGGAAGAUGUGAAGGAACAAGAUGUGAAGGAAGAUGUGAAGGAACAAGACGACAAGGAAAACCCUUUACUCGCUGAUGGAGACGAAAAGAAACAGUACGAACGUAUCUCGGCUCUCUACAUGCAAUACCGAGGCAUGCUCGUCAAAGCUAUUCAGAGAGAUCUCGACCCUGUUCUCUAUAACUCCAAGUAUGAGGAAGACAAGGAGAUGGCCGCCCAGUACCAAGAGGGUAACGAGAGGGAGCAGCGAAAGAGGCUGGGUAAACUCUACACAGACUACCGCUACAUGCUUGUUCCCAAGUGGCAGGAGAAGCUUGAUCCUAUCCUCUGGGCAAAUAAUUACUAA